Messenger RNA from Bursaphelenchus xylophilus (pine wood nematode), 1129 nucleotides. Lineage: Eukaryota; Metazoa; Nematoda; Chromadorea; Rhabditida; Aphelenchoididae. The record is from the annotation of a GenBank genome assembly.
AUGGAGUUUAAAUUGUAAGUUGUUGGAUUGUAAGCAUUUUUUGAGAAAAAGAAAUUUUGUAAAAAUAAAAAAUUUUUUUUUCAAAAAAAUUAUUUUUCACCCGUCAAAAGCACAUAAAAAUCAUCAAAAAAUUUUCAGAACGUUUUCCCUUACAACACUCGCACUUCUCCUCACAGUCUUCCUUUCACAGUCGAGCACGGCCUCAGCCAGCUUCCGACUUUGCGGCUUCAAACUCACAACGACGCUACAGCAUUUGUGCAAACAUAAGACCUGUGGUGGGUAUCAGCUACACACGAGAAAACGUAUGUUUUUUUAUAUAUACUUUGAAAUUUUUUAAAAUUCGAAAUGAUCAACAGGGGGGACCAAGGCAAAAAUUUUUGAAAAAAUAAAAAAAUUUGCUGACAUUUUUUUUGUCGAUUUUUAUAAAAAUAACGUCAUUCUAAACGAUUUUUUAUAAUCUUACCGUAAUUUCCCUUCAAAUUUCCCAGUUUCAAGCCGAAAAAAAGAACAGUUGCCACCUAUCGGAAUCGAACCGACGACCUUUGGUUUACAAGACCAACGCUCUGCCCCUAAGCUAAGGUGGCGAUGCGUGCGGAGCGGGCAGGAGUGCGUCCGAGUCCAGUGGGAAAGAAGAGGGGAGAACGGAGCUCCGAUUUUUGUGGAAUUGAAGGGAGAUUUGGAAAAAAACUGCUGUUUUUUGAGAUUUUUGGGGAGAAAAUACGAAUUUUGGCUUUUACACGAGAGUACAAGCCGCUUGGAAAAUAAAAAAAUUUUAAUUCAAAAAUUUUUUAUUUUGAAAAAUGAAAAAAUCGGUCGUUUUUGAAGCAAAAAAUUAUCAAAAAAGUUGAUAAAAGUCCAAAAAAAUCAAGAUGACUAUUUAUAAAGCCUUAUUCAGCCAUAAAUUAUCCUCUUUUCAGGGUCGAUUGCGUCGUUUUUGGACGAAAUUUCGGCCGAAGCGGCGGCCUUGGUGGACGAGCGACCCGCCGAGGAAGUGGACGAGCAUCCGCUGCGGCCGCUGCUGGCCGACCUGCGGAUACGGAAGAGGUCGGGGAUUGCGACCGAGUGCUGCGAGAAGCGCUGCAACCUGGCCUACCUUCGGACCUAUUGUUGUGCCGGCUUCGAGGCCUGA